Eleginops maclovinus (Patagonian blennie) is the source of this 6470-nucleotide messenger RNA. RefSeq names its product UDP-Gal:betaGlcNAc beta 1,4- galactosyltransferase, polypeptide 6 (gene b4galt6). NCBI's taxonomy places the organism in Eukaryota, Metazoa, Chordata, Actinopteri, Perciformes, Eleginopidae. The record is from RefSeq and is a predicted model, not a curated record. Gene Ontology annotation, cellular component: Golgi apparatus. Gene Ontology annotation, biological process: carbohydrate metabolic process. Gene Ontology annotation, molecular function: UDP-galactose:glucosylceramide beta-1,4-galactosyltransferase activity. The transcript has 9 exons. The coding region runs from base 652 to 1800 and encodes 382 amino acids.
CUCUGCAGUGCCAGCAGAAAAUGAAAAGAAGCCCGACUUUAUAUCUGUUUUACUGCCUUUUUAAAAAAAUACAAUAUACAGCAUUUACGGGUUUUGAAUGAAUGCCACGGUCGUGCGGUAACAGCGUGGAGGCACCCGGUGGCAUGACAGGACUCCCGUGCGCGCAGUUUGAUGAAGUAGUGCGCCGACUGUGUUGGACACACAGCGCCGGCCGAGAGUAGACUGUGUGGGUGAAGGCACAGCGGUCCUGCCCCCUUCAAUGACCAACCUGCAGCGCUAGCGAUAAAAGCUUCGCUGCCGACAAUGCAACAAUGGGAGGCUUCCACAAUUACCCUUAAGUAGAUUCACUGUCUCAGCCCGUAGUUAACGGUUUCAACAUGCCCGACCGGCGGUGCUCCAUGCGGCUCUCAGUGGCCUGAUAUUAACGACACAGGCCUGCUUUUUCCAUCUGGAAAUUUCUUGGCAGGGGAAAGCAGGCCGGCUAGCAUUGCUAGCGUUUGCCUUCUCCGCGCUGCACCUCUGGGCUUCGACGGUGCAUCUUUUUCCAUGAACACACCAUUGACAUUGUUGUUUAUCAAUUCGAGGACUUUUUAACUCCAAACAUUUUUUAUGGGAUUCAUAUCGGCGAACUGGAAGCAGGCCUAAGCCAAAAUGGUGAACUGGAGGCGGCUGCUGCGAAUGUCCAACCGAUCGUUUCUGGCCUUCAUAUUCUUCUUCUCCAUGUCCACCACUUGUCUCUACUUUAUUUAUGUGGCUCCGGGAAUAGCCAACACAUACUUCUUCAUGGUGCAGGCCCAGGGCAUCAUGUUGAGGGACAAUGUGAGGACCAUUGGCCAGAUGAUUCGAUUGUACACAAAUAAGAACAGUACACUCAACGGGACAGACUAUCCUGAGGGCAGCAACUCCAGUGAAUAUCUGGUGCAACCGACCACGUACCUCCCUGAGAACUUCACCUACGCCCAGAACCUGCCGUGCCCAGAGCGAUUACCUUCUAUGAAGGGCCUUAUUGAAGUUAACAUGACAGAGAUCCCCAUGGAGGAGAUAGAACUGAGGUCCUCCAAGUAUUUUGACAUUGAGUUUGGAGGCCACUGGAAACCAAAAGAUUGCAGACCUCGUUGGAAGGUGGCCAUCCUGAUUCCAUUUAGAAACCGCCAUGAGCAUCUCCCCAUCCUCUUCCAACAUCUCAUCCCCAUGCUGCAGAGACAGCGGCUGCAGUUUGCCUUCUACGUCAUCGAACAGAGUGGCAGCCAGCCCUUCAACAGAGCCAUGCUGUUCAACGUGGGAUUCAUGGAAGCCAUGAAGGACUUGGACUGGGACUGCUUGGUGUUCCAUGACGUCGACCACAUCCCCGAGAACGACCGAAACUACUACGGCUGCGGUCAGAUGCCGCGCCACUUUGCUGCCAAGCUGGACAAAUACAUGUACAUUCUUCCAUACAGCGAGUUCUUUGGUGGUGUCAGUGGACUCACUGUAGAGCAGUUUCGCAAGAUUAAUGGCUUUCCCAAUGCAUUCUGGGGCUGGGGAGGAGAGGAUGACGACUUGUGGAACAGGGUUCACUAUGCUGGACUGAAUGUGACACGACCAGAGGGAGAGAUCGGCAAGUACAAGUCCAUUCCUCACCACCACAGAGGAGAGGUGCAGUUCCUCGGGAGGUAUAAACUGCUGAGGUAUUCCAAAGAGCGGCAACACCUGGACGGCCUCAACAACCUCCACUACAGCCCCCACUUCUCCCUUAGUAGCCUCUACAAGAACAUCACAGUGGACCUGGACCCCGAGCUCGCCCCCAUCUCAGACUACUGAUCCGCCCAAACCAACCCCCCAGCUCCCCACCACCACCACCAAUACCACCACCACACCCCCAGCUCCCAUCCGGCCUGGCGUCCUGCUCAGCAGCGGAGGAGAGGACGGGGCUCGGGCCCGGGAUGGGGGGUGGGGAGAGGCGCACCAUGUAAUGCUGCCAAGAAAACUUAGUGAGAAAAAAAAAAAAGAAAAUCCAAAAGAGGAAAAAAGGAAGAGGCAGUGGCAAGCCUCUCCGAGUGAACUGUUGAUUGUUUGUGCCAGUGUGUAAGUGUGUGUGCCUGUGUCCGUGUGUGUGUGUGAUGGGUGAGUCGCUGCAUGUCUUCUGUGUGUCCGUGCCGGCUUCUCUCCUGGAGUGGACAUGAGUUGGUUGGUUGGAGGGAGCAGCAGCAUCUCAGCUCGGUGUUGAGUGCAUAGCCUUACUGUGGCAGACCCACAGCUCCCUCUGCUCCGCACUGCUUCACUUCCCAUGAUCACCGUCACCUUACAAGCCAACAGACCAGUAACGUCUCACUUUCUACUCUCUUUUGUUUUUCUACAUAUCGUUUUGUUUCGGCCGCAGUAUCCUUUUUCUAAAGGAGGGAUCUGAUCCAGGUCGGCGUUAAUGUUUGUGAUGUACAUUUUUUUUUAUUUUGAUACGUGGUAUUUAUUUUCUGAUUCGGGGUGCUGGAAGAAGCACUCCUGUCUGUGUCACUCUAGUGUUCGCUGUUUGUUUUGCUGCACUGCUGCUGAAUCCGCAUGAACAUGUAUGUAAAUAUCGGCCUCUUAAAGCUCAAACACAGAACACAAAUAUGUAAAUAUGGGCUUUAAAUGCUCGGGCAUAUAACAGUGAUAUUCCAGUGGGUUUGAAUUUUAUUUUGGCAGCUACCUUUGUUCUAAGGGUUUAAUAGGAGUGAGUGGUUUCUUCCCAACAGGAAGAUCUUCUAACAAUAUAGGAUGUUUGGCUUAAAAAAAAAAAAGUAUCCAAAUGUUAAGAUUUGACCUUAUACCUUUUGCAUGCCUUAAUUUAUUUUGUUUACCAGAUUUUGUUCUUUUCGAACAUAAAUUAUUUCUUCAGUUAGAGAUGUGUAUAUUCUUAAUUUUGCCUUUUGUUGAGCUUUUUUUCCUUUGAGGUGCACUGUGUGAAAGAGACUGGGGGCCGGGUCCAUCAAACAGCGCGAGUGUGUCCCCACACUCAACGUGCUUUACGGUACCUCCUGGUUUCAUGUGAGAGUGUAUAUUUUUUGUCGGAGAUGUGUUCUUAUUUUUUUGACUUUUGUUUAUGAUUUCUACUCCAAUGAUUUAGUGCUGGACCAUGUGAUAACGCGUGUCAUUGUACUGUACCAUGCUGAAGCAUGGGUGGGCGGGAUGCUGUGGUCAGGCAGAGGGGCCAGAAUGAGAGAACCUUGGAGUCAGCGGUGCCGCUAAACCUCCUGCUGUUCUUGAAUGGCACACGCUGUGAAAAGUUUAACUUCUUAAAGCUUUGAGCACUAUGGAGACGCAGAGAAAAAGGAGUCGCAGAUUAUUUUGACCAGAUGUUAACUGUUAGAAUCUCCUCCACAUCUCGAGGUUUUGACUUUGACUAUGAGUAGUUGUGUUUUGGAUUUUGUCCUGAGGUGUAAAAACACAACUCUGGCCAUUUCCUGUCCCAUGGGACUGUUUGAUGUUCUUCAUGAUGCCUCGCUUACUGUGCCAUCAGGUGUUUGUGCCACCUUCAGUCCUGCAUUUAACUGAGAGACUCCUUUAGCGCUUUAGUGACCAAAGACAGGUGCAGAGACCCCGCCACAUCUACAAAGCAAACAUCAGUGUUAAACACACACACAUAUGAGCGUUAGCUGUGUGUGUCUGGGGACCAUAUGGCUGCUGAUGAAGAUCAUGGGAAUUGAUCGAAAGAUCCAGAAGCAACUUAAUUGCUUUUAUCCCGAGAUGGAUUUGGUAAAGUCAAGAUCAAUUGUUGAUUGGCAGAAAGUUAAUCGCAACUUCUUUCAAUUUAUGCCACUUUCUCGACUCAAUAGUUGUUUAUGAUACUAAAUGAAACAUCUUUUGGGUCUGGAGUGUGGACGAGCACAUUUUAGAUGUGACAUAAAUUAAAGUAAAUUGUUGUAAACCAAAUUUAAAAUAACUGAAUGGAGCAAUGAUCAGCAGACUGGUGAAGGAUGAAAAUGGUGUGUACUGUAGUGCCAGGUAUGAAAUGGCCAGAGUAAUGUUUCUUCCAUUUUUAUAGUUUCAAGCAUGACAUGUCCACUUCCACACAAACACCACAAGGAAUUGUGGGUAAGGCAUUAUUUAUGCCACGGUGACUCCACACAGAUCUUACCCAUCUCCCAGAAGCCCUUGCAGCAGUGCUGGUCACAGCACAUGUUACCAGACGCAGUUGAACCUCAGUAAAGAAGUUGUUGCCAUACUAUUGGCUGCAUACCGACGGGACUACAGAAGAGCGCUUAGUCAGCGUCUGUCUAAUGUGGUGCUAAAGUAGUGCUUUGCCUUUUGUAGCUUAGUACCACACUCUUGCAUUAAAGAGGAAAUAGUCCCUCUUAACGCUCACCAGCCAGUCUAAAUGUGGCAGGAAGAUAAUCGAGAACACAUUUUAUUAAUGGUUCUUGGUUUCUUUAACACCGGAAGUGAUAGCAGAUAAGGACACAGGCUUCCUUUGUUUAACAUCACCAAGAGUAAAUGUGAGCAUGUAUCUUUACAUCACGCUGCAUUCCAUUCUCCUCAUGGAUCUGCAAGCCAGAACUGGUCCAGAGGACAAUAUCUGACAUGGAAAUCCUUUGUGGGACAUCACUGUCUUGAAAAGUUUGUUUAUCCAGGGCUCUGAGAAGCGUCCGCAGUCCUUUUUAUCACAUGCCUGUUGAAAUUCUAACAGUAUGAUUACCAUGAGACAGCCGUAUUCCAUUUUGCAGUAUUUAUUUGUGCCUUUUUUUUCUUUCUUUUUCACUUUACAUUCUGAGAUGACACGUUCUGUCCCUUUUUUUUUUUAUUUGAAUCAUAUCAGACAGAGUGUAAAAUCUGUUGAGUCAUAGGAUGGGAUGGUAUUUAAUAAUCCACUGUGACUGCCAGUGGGACGUGUUCAACUAAAGCUUUGGCCCACAUGCACCGAGCUGCAGCUGCAGGGUUCAUCUCACUUCAUAGGAAAAUUCAUACAAAGCUGGCUUCCUGUUCUCCAGCAGAGUGAACAUGAGCGUGUCCUUUAUCAUCAAUGCUGAGGCCAAUCUACCCACCGCAUCUGAAACCUUUUCUAGCCUUCAAUCUGCAUGGCCUUGCCUACAAAUACGUAUGUGGACAAAAAUGAUGUAAUUCCCAUCUAUAGUUUCCAUGCGCAUGCUGACAGCAGGUACACAGCGGCUUCGCUUUAGUGAACAGCAGAUACUGAACAGCAUGAUGUUGUCACAUGUCCAUGGUGCUGACUCCUCUGCUCAAUAAUCUGGGUUAAACCAAUGUUUGCCAUUACUUUCAGCAGUAUGACGUUGUAUCAAAAUGUGUUUUCCUUUGACUCACUCAUUAGUAUUGGCAGGUAGAUGGAGAACAAUGUGCAUCCAGAAAUACGUCAUCUCAGUCAUUAGGACACAGUGCUGCUGUUGCACUCCUUGUCCACCAGAUAGUGCUGCAAAAUAUCCUUCUUGCACAUAUCCAGGUCACAAUUAUUCAAGGAAUCUCUAUAAAAUAUUUAUCAAAGUGUCCACAUUUCAAAUUUUGUUUGUUUCCUCCAUCUGCAAAUGGAGACUGCUCAUAUCAUAUAUCUAUCAUAGAUCUGGUGUUCUGUUUGAGGCGGCCAACAAGGAACAAGCAAAUGUGUUAUUGAAGUAUUGUCAUAUGUUUUAAGGAAGUGGCCAAACAUUGAAUCUUUGGAAUUUAUCUAAUAUCCUUCAGCAGUAUUUUUUUUCCUCAACUUUAUUUCACUAAAUGUUCAGAAUAAAUAUGUAUUUCGAACAUUUGAAAUUGUUGAUAACCAUGUGAUACACUUCAGAUCCAGAACAGAUUUUUUUGGUUGGAUACACAAAUUUGGUUUGCCCCCAAGAAAUGGAAUUUCUUAGUCAUAUUUAGAGAUUGCUGACAGGUGUUUAACUUCAACAUGUAAAACUCUUUACAUAUUUGGUCAACUAAAUGUAAGGGAUCCAACGUUGGUGUAAAAUGAAUAUUGGUUGAUACGUUGUUUGUAUAGUUAUCAGUAUUUCCUUCAAAUUCCAGUAUUAGCCUGGCUCUGAGUAACUAAGAAAGACCAUGAGUUGAGUCUGAAAGCCCUGGGACAUUUUCAUAAGUUGGCCUUGUGCUCAGACUCUGUUUGUCAAACUGCUGCUUUGUCUAUAUUGAACCCUCAAGCUUGAUUAUAUGGGUUGAAAAACAGCUGACAUUGUUAUCAGAUUUUUGUUUGGCUACAUAUUCCUGUCCUCCUGAGGGCUUUACAAAAAAAACUAAAAUAAGGACUGAAACUGUACAAAUUGCCCCAUCCCACCACCACCCUUUCCCGAAUUAUUUGUUUCCACACAGCCUGUUAACAUGGUAUUGUAGCCCCCCCCCCCCCUGCUGAACUUCUUUACGGUGAAGUUUGCCCCAAUGUCAGAUUUCUGCAGUCUUUGGUAACAGACAGUAUACAAAUAGUUUGAGUCUAGUGUUGAAUUGUUACUUUGUAAAGUUUCUUUCUUUGUCAACAACAGACAUAUUAAACACUUCAUUGCCAUAUUCUGGAAAACAGA